Cuculus canorus (common cuckoo) is the source of this 3929-nucleotide messenger RNA. It is a transcript of the gene HIPK2, whose product is annotated as homeodomain interacting protein kinase 2. Gene Ontology annotation, molecular function: ATP binding; protein serine/threonine kinase activity; transcription corepressor activity. Lineage: Eukaryota; Metazoa; Chordata; Aves; Cuculiformes; Cuculidae. Bases 139 to 3768 code for a protein of 1209 amino acids. The transcript is spliced from 15 exons. The record is from RefSeq and is a predicted model, not a curated record. Gene Ontology annotation, biological process: peptidyl-threonine phosphorylation; intrinsic apoptotic signaling pathway in response to DNA damage by p53 class mediator; smoothened signaling pathway. Gene Ontology annotation, cellular component: nucleus; cytoplasm; PML body.
ACCCGCUCAAGAUGGCAGAUGUGUGUUGAGUUUGGAAGGAGGGGGGGUGGGAGGGGGGGGCAAGGAAGAGAGACACGGGACCGCGAUCUCGCGUCGUUCGUGGCGGCGUUGCCAUGAAUAACAGGCGUCCUUGCACCGAUGGCCCCCAUGUACGAAGGUAUGGCCUCGCAUGUGCAAGUUUUCUCUCCUCACACCCUUCAGUCAAGUGCCUUCUGUAGCGUGAAGAAACUGAAAGUGGAGCCUAGUUCAAACUGGGAUAUGACUGGGUACGGCACACACAGUAAAGUCUACAGCCAGAGCAAGAACGUGCAGUCCUCCCAAGCAGCCGCCGCAGCAGCCGUCAACGCCUCCCUCCAGAUUCCCAAUCCAAGCAUCCCUUACGAACAGACCAUCAUCUUCCCAGCAAGCACAGGGCACAUCGUGGUAACGUCUACCAACAGCACUUCUGGUGUGGUUGCAGUGUCUGGGCAAACACUGGGCGGGCCACACAACCUGAUGCGUCGCAGCACUGUGAGCCUUCUGGACACCUACCAAAAAUGUGGACUUAAGCGCAAGAGUGAGGAGAUUGAGAACACAAGCAGCGUGCAGAUCAUUGAAGAGCAUCCACCAAUGAUUCAGAACAAUGCCAGUGGAGCCACUGUAGCCACCGCCACCACCUCCACGGCCACCUCUAAAAACAGUGGCUCCAACAGCGAAGGGGAUUACCAGUUGGUGCAACAUGAAGUGCUCUGUUCCAUGACCAACACAUACGAAGUGUUAGAGUUUCUUGGCCGUGGAACCUUCGGACAAGUCGUCAAAUGCUGGAAACGUGGCACUAAUGAGAUUGUAGCCAUCAAGAUCCUGAAGAACCAUCCUUCCUAUGCCCGGCAAGGCCAGAUUGAAGUGAGCAUUCUGGCCCGGCUGAGCACAGAAAGUGCGGAUGACUACAACUUUGUCCGCGCAUACGAGUGCUUCCAGCACAAAAAUCACACAUGUUUGGUCUUUGAAAUGUUGGAGCAGAACCUCUAUGAUUUCCUAAAACAAAACAAAUUCAGUCCCUUGCCCCUUAAGUACAUUCGACCAAUUCUCCAGCAGGUAGCAACUGCCCUAAUGAAGCUGAAAAGCCUGGGACUGAUUCAUGCUGAUCUCAAACCAGAGAACAUCAUGUUGGUAGACCCAUCCCGACAGCCAUAUAGGGUGAAGGUCAUAGACUUUGGUUCAGCCAGCCAUGUGUCUAAAGCUGUGUGUUCUACCUACCUUCAAUCCAGAUAUUACAGAGCCCCUGAAAUCAUCCUUGGUUUACCGUUUUGUGAGGCAAUCGAUAUGUGGUCAUUGGGAUGUGUCAUUGCAGAGCUGUUCUUGGGCUGGCCAUUGUACCCGGGAGCUUCGGAAUAUGAUCAGAUUCGCUAUAUUUCACAGACGCAGGGCUUACCAGCGGAGUAUUUGUUAAGUGCAGGGACAAAGACUACAAGGUUUUUCAACAGGGAUACAGACUCACCAUAUCCUUUGUGGAGACUGAAGACGCCAGAAGAUCAUGAGGCAGAGACAGGGAUUAAGUCGAAGGAAGCAAGAAAGUAUAUUUUCAACUGUUUGGAUGAUAUGGCACAGGUAAGAACCUUGGUGAACAUGACAACAGACUUGGAAGGAAGUGAUAUGUUGGUGGAAAAGGCAGACCGGCGGGAGUUUAUAGAUCUGUUAAAGAAGAUGUUGACUAUAGAUGCAGAUAAGAGAAUAACACCCAUUGAAACUCUGAACCACCCUUUUGUCACCAUGACCCAUCUGCUGGAUUUUCCUCACAGCACACAUGUCAAGUCCUGCUUCCAGAACAUGGAGAUUUGCAAGCGACGGGUGAAUAUGUAUGACACAGUGAACCAGAGCAAGACACCAUUCAUCACCCAUGUAGCCCCGAGCACAUCAACCAACUUGACCAUGACUUUUAACAACCAGCUGAACACAGUCCACAACCAGACCACCAACCUGGCUCCCACCUCCUCCAGUGCCACUAUUUCCUUAGCCAACCCCGAGGUCUCCAUACUAAAUUACCAAUCUGCACUCUACCAGCCCUCAGCGGCGUCCAUGGCUGCGGUGGCCCAGCGGAGCAUGCCCCUGCAGACAGGAACAGCGCAGAUCUGUGCCCGACCUGACCCCUUCCAGCAAGCUCUCAUUGUCUGCCCACCAGGCUUCCAAGGGUUACAAGCCUCCCCUUCGAAGCAUGCUGGGUAUUCAGUUCGGAUGGAGAAUGCUGUUCCCAUUGUCACUCAGGCUCCUGGGGCCCAGCCUCUUCAGAUCCAACCAGGACUCCUCGCACAGCAAGCAUGGCCCAGUGGCACUCAGCAGAUCCUACUCCCUCCUGCCUGGCAGCAGCUGACUGGAGUGGCCACCCAUACUUCUGUCCAGCAUGCGACCGUCAUCCCGGAGUCCAUGGCAGGCACCCAACCACUAGCAGACUGGAGAAACACCCAUGCUCAUGGCAGCCAUUAUAACCCCAUCAUGCAGCAGCCCGCGCUGUUAGCGAGCCAUGUGACUCUCCCUGCAGCCCAGCCCGUCAAUGUGGGUGUUGCUCACGUCAUGCGCCAGCCGCCUGCUGCUGCCACCUCCACCAGGAAGAGUAAGCAGCACCAGUCGGCACCCCGAAAUGCAUCCACCUAUGAAAUUUCAUCUUCUCAAUCCAUCAGCUCACCUCAGCGUUCGAAACGAGUGAAAGAAAAUACGCCUCCCCGCUGUGCCAUGGUGCACAACAGCCCUGCCUGCAGCACCUCCAUCACGUGUGUCUGGGGUGAUGUGGCAACCAGCACCACGCGGGAGCGGCAGCGACAGACAAUAAUCAUUCCUGACACCCCUAGUCCCGCAGUGAGUGUCAUCACUAUCAGCAGCGACACAGAUGAAGAGGAGGAGCAGAAACAUGCACCCACCAGCACCUUGUCCAAGCAAAGGAAGAACGUCAUCAGCUGUGUCACUGUGCAUGACUCCCCCUACUCUGAUUCCUCCAGCAACAACAGCCCUUACGUGCAGCAUCGCGCAGGGCAGAACAACGGCAACACCUACGACACCAAAGGGGUUCCAGAGACUCACUGCAGUGGGAACCCCCGAACGAUCAUCGUGCCACCACUGAAAACCCAGGCCAGUGAGGUGUUGGUAGAGUGCGAUAGCCUGGCACCAGUCACCACCAGUCACCACUCAUCCUCCUACAAGUCCAAGUCCUCCAGCACCGUGACCUCCACCAGCGGUCACUCUUCAGGGAGCUCGUCUGGAGCCGUUGCCUAUAGGCAGCAGCGACCAGGAGCACAUUUCCAGCAGCAGCAGCCUCUUAAUCUAAGUCAGGCCCAGCAGCACAUCACGACUGAUCGCACAGGGAGUCACCGGAGACAGCAAGCAUACAUCACUCCAACGAUAGCUCAGGCCCCGUACUCUUUCCCACACAAUAGUCCCAGCCAUGGGACAGUUCAUCCUCACUUGGCUGCGGCUGCCGCUGCUCACCUGCCCACCCAACCCCACCUCUACACAUACACCGCCCCCGCCGCCCUGGGCUCCACGGGCACCGUCGCGCACUUGGUGGCCUCCCAAGGGUCUGCACGGCAUGCCGUGCAGCACACCACCUAUCCCGCCAGCAUCGUCCACCAGGUCCCUGUCAGCAUGGGCCCGCGGGUUCUGCCCUCACCCACCAUCCACCCGAGUCAGUACCAGGCUCAGUUUGCCCAUCAGACCUAUAUCAGUGCUUCUCCAGCCUCCACAGUCUACACUGGAUACCCACUGAGCCCCACCAAGGUCAACCAGUACCCUUACAUCUAAACACUGGAAUAUGGAGAAGGAGACGCACCCAUCCCGGGGGAGUGAGGCGGCUGCUUUUGUACUGAAGAACAUGACAAACUAACAAUGCAAUGGGAGGCUCGCGUGAAACUUGAACGAAGGAGACUUUCAGGAAGAACGAAAAGGAGGAAAGAAGGGGGAAA